CAAAUCUGACAUGGAAAAGUGACUAAAAGAAAGCCAUUGUUGAAAAACAAUAAUCCGUAAGAAGCCCAGUUUGCAUUUUGACACCAGUAGUGUAGAGAGCAUGUGGUAGAUGGUGAUUUUGCCAGUGGAAAUGGGCAGAUUGAUAAAAAAAAAUAUUGAUACCAAGUUGGUAACAGCACUGAAUUGAUACUAGCAAGGUAAGUUUGAUAAUUAGCUUCAGAUUCACUCUUGAAAUUCAGUUUUGUUUUUGUGUUGUAGCUUCUUAACUCUACCGCAAAAGAGAUUUUGUUUCAAUUCGGUCUCCAGUGAUUAUUUCUCUUUUUUGCACUUUAUUUAAGAAAAAUGCAUGCAAAUUAUGUUAAUAAAAUGUCAUUAAAGUAUUUUGUAGGCACCUAUAAGCUUGAUUUCAAUUCUGUUGUAGAUUAGAACAAAAUAAUUCAAAGGAAAAACCACAAAGAACAGAAAGGUCAGAAUGUCAGUAUUUGUAUCAGCAAUACAGAUCAAAUUAUGCAGUGUGACACACCUACAAAUUAAAAAAAUUAUCAUUCUGGACUACAUGCAGAACACUGUGCAGCAGGAAACAAACAGUGAUGUUUGGAUUUGUUUUUAUUCUUCAGCAGGAACAGAAAGUUACAUUUUUUGCCUGUAUCUUUUAAUAUAUUUGCACAACUUUGUCUAUAACAACCCCUCCUAUCCCCCCCCAAAAAAUUUUUUUUAAUAAAACAAUUUUAAGUUUGUGGUUGUAACGUCACAUAAAAAAAGAUUAUGAGGUAUAAAUACUUCUGCAAUACACUGGACAGUGUAGUUUCUAAAGCCCGUCGCAAAGAUACUCUCAACAGUUUGGAGAACUUUUACUUUCUUUUGCGUAGUUAUUCUUUCAGUUAAGUGAAACAAAAAGAAAAAACCUAGAAUAUUACAGAAAGAGAAAUAAACCCGGAGUGCGUGUGUGUGUGUGUGUGUGUGUUUCUGUAUCCAGGAUACUGUGCUCAGUCGCGGGGUGGAGGAGCUGGGAAGGAGCUACUGCGGGAUCCGAACCUCCUGAGCAGGAAUUUCCUCCCACUUUCUGAGCCAAACGUUCACGUGUAACUCGUGUUACUCGUGUUUUUGCUGGACCGUGGCCACGUUUUGGGCACAGCAGACCCCACCCCUUCUGGAGGAGGGUCUUCCCACUCCACGGCAGUCAAUAAAAGUUUAGUCCGUGUGCGUGGCUGUGGGAAAUCUGGGAGAACCUCGCAGGAGACCGUAACGUUUCCGUGUGAUUUGUGGAGAGUGUGGAUUGGAUAACAAAACCAACUUCAUCGUCAUUGUUGUGAAGCUGUGAGUCGAAGACAACAAAGAGGUGGACAGACAGACUCACUUGAUACCACAGAAGAAGAACUGGAAUUCAUUUGAAUCAACAUUGCAGAAUCAUGGCUCCUCACAAGUCGAUGCUGAGCUCCCUAGGGGGGAACAGACAGGCCCGCAGGAACCUGUUCGGCCCUGUGGACCGAGACCAGCUGCAGGUGGAGUACAAGGCAGCGCUGCGCAAAGACCUGGACGAAGCGUCCAGACGAUGGGGCUUUGACUUCAAGUCGAACAAGCCCCUGGAAAGCAGCGACUUCAAGUGGGAGGGCAUCCCAGAAACCAGGGUGCCACUGCUCUACAGGUCCUGCGUGCUGGCAGAGGGCCUGGGGCUGGCAGGACGGGCUGUUCGGACCAAACCAGCAAGGGUGGAGAAGGAGAACAUCCCUCAGAUGCCAGAGAAGUGGGACCUGGAGGACCUGGAGAAAACGCCGGAGAAGGGAGACAAAGCUGUGCUGAAGAGGAAACAGACAAACAUCACAGAUUUCUAUCAGGCCAAGAGACGAGUUGUGUGGAUGCCGAGGAAAUCCGGGGAGUGAUAUCCACAGAAACGCUGCCAAAGCUCCCAAGAAACCACACGGGCAGCACCUGACUCAGGAAUCACACAGACUACAACCAUGAAUCAUGUAAACAAAAAAAAAAACCCAGAAGGGACCUCAGCUGCUCGUCUACAGUAUAUGGUAAUUAGGGUCAGUAAAGGAGGGAGCUGGCUUGUUUUUUUUCCCCCUGUCGGUGGAAAGAUGGGGGCAUUUGAGCAGAAAAGAUUAACAGUAAUCCCUGGAAUCAGUGGAUUUAUACUCAUUUGGAUCAAGGGCUCGCCAAAGUGCUGACUGACAUUUGCUGCGGUCGUCCAUCCCACGGCUCUUUCAAAAACCUCAGCUUCUCUGUAACUCUACCGACAAGAAGACCUGGAUGGAGCGAUUCGAGAUGUCGCUGAGGCUGUUGGGUUCGCAGGAAGAAGCUGAAGACCAGGAGGAAGCACUUAGUCUCCUUUGUUCAAAUGCACUGUUGUUGUUGUUUUUUUUUACUGUGUUUUCUACUUCUUGUCCUUUGUAGAGAAAUACUUGAGGAGCUCUGAUCUCUUGAACAUGCAGAAGCUUUGCUUAGACGCCAAAUGACAGAAGUGCCACCCUGUUUUUUUUCCCAUCUAUUCUACUGUUUGUAAAAGUUGUCAUUUAAAAAAAAAAAAUCAACCCAGACAAUUUAACAGAGUUAUUAGCCUCUGGCUCCUGUUCGUAGGAUAUAUGUUGUAAUCUAACUCAGAUUGAGAGAUAAAGUUUUAUUUAGCAUAGUAGCAUUAAAUGAAAAACAUUGCAGUGUUGCACAUCCAGAGCCUUUACUGUGCCUCUCGGUAUUUUGUAAGCUCCAUAAAGGACAAUCAGAAGAAAGUGUUCCUGGAAACACAAAUGUAUUAUUUGCCAAUCUAAAGCACAUUUUAUCAAACAAAGCGUGUUCCUUUUUUUUAUUUCUUUUUCCUGACAUUUAUCUGUUCUGGCAAAUCCUGCUGCUAUGGAUAAUCUGAACAGGUCGCAGACAAGGGCCUGUAAUUCUAAUCCUUUACAUACUGACAGCUUUGAAAUGUCCACCGCUGCAAAUCCCAGGCAAAAAACUGCCACACACAAUGAAUGCACUUCUGUUAGUAGACGCUUAUGCACACACCUUAUAAAUAUAUUGUUUCUGUUUAAGAAAAGCUGCAAAAAUGUCUAUUCCUUUAUUUAUUGAAAGAUGAUAUUCCAAGUGUCUUCUGUUUUGAUUGUUUAAUUAUGACGUUUCCUAACCUGAAUAAAUGUUUCAAAUGUA
Messenger RNA from Poecilia reticulata (guppy), 3141 nucleotides. It is a transcript of the gene cdkn1a, whose product is annotated as cyclin dependent kinase inhibitor 1A. Gene Ontology annotation, cellular component: nucleus; cyclin-dependent protein kinase holoenzyme complex. Gene Ontology annotation, biological process: negative regulation of cyclin-dependent protein serine/threonine kinase activity; DNA damage response; signal transduction by p53 class mediator. Gene Ontology annotation, molecular function: cyclin-dependent protein serine/threonine kinase inhibitor activity. Lineage: Eukaryota; Metazoa; Chordata; Actinopteri; Cyprinodontiformes; Poeciliidae. The record is from RefSeq and is a predicted model, not a curated record.